UCUCUUCUGCCAUUUUCUCCGUACACGCUUCCCAUUUCUGACAAAAAAAAACUUCUUUUUUUUUCCGGCGAUGGCUACGUCGGCGUCGGAGACGGAACAGUUGACUUCCGGUGCGAGCAAUCGGAUAAUCCCGAUCUUGAUGACGCUGAAGAGGUCAUUAAUCUUCGUUCUCUCAAUCGUCCUCUCUCUCCUCCUCCUCCUGCAGCCACGUCGCCGCGUCUCGCCGCCACCGGCGAGCAGCUCCGAUGAGACUCAGUCACCGGUGGCGAAGCGAAGGAUGAGGAAGAUGGCGUGGAAGCUAGAGGAGGAGGACACGAUGCGGCGGCGGUCUUUGGCUGAGACCGUCGAAAUGGGUUUUGUCGCAGGAGACGGCGAAGUCCCUUGCCGGUGGAGCACUUCGUUGUUCUUCGGUCACCGGAGUAACGCUCUCUUUUUCCGGUCGUGGUUACCGAUUUCCGGCGAGCUCAAGGGAAUUAUGAUCAUCAUCCAUGGGCUUAACGAACACAGUGGAAGAUACAAUCAGUUCGCUAAGCAGCUAACUUCAUGCAACUUCGGUGUAUACGCUAUGGACUGGGUUGGUCAUGGUGGGAGUGAUGGAUUACACGGGUAUGUUCCGUCUCUUGAUUAUGUUGUUGCAGACACGGAGGCAUUCUUGGAAAAGAUCAGAUCAGAUCACCCGGGCGUCCCUUGUUUCCUCUUUGGUCACUCAACCGGUGGAGCAGUCGUCUUGAAGGCGGCUUCGCAUCCCCGAGUAGAAGAAAUGUUGGCUGGUAUUGUACUAACCUCACCAGCACUCCGUGUCAAGCCCUCGCAUCCUAUUGUCGCGGCCGUAGCUCCAAUCUUCUCGUUACUUGCCCCGAGGUUCCAAUUCAAAGGAGCAAACAAAAGGGGCAUCCCGGUCUCGAGAGACCCUGAGGCGCUUUUAGCCAAGUACUCUGACCCAUUGGUCUACACCGGUCCGAUCAGGGUUCGAACUGGGCACGAGAUCCUCCGGAUAUCGUCUUACUUGACCCGGAACUUCAAAUCCGUAAACGUUCCCUUCUUCGUCCUCCACGGGACAGCGGACAAGGUCACUGACCCUCUGGCCUCCCAAGACCUGUACAAUGAGGCAGCCUCGGAAUUCAAGGACAUCAAACUGUACGAGGGCUUCUUACACGACCUUCUCUUUGAACCCGAGCGUGAAGAAGUCGGUACGGACAUCAUCGAGUGGAUGGUGAAACGGUUAGAUGGAUCAAACGUUUGCCUCUGGUAAGAUCACGUCGGAAGAUCUUUGUUCAUUUAUUUCUAGGCGUCGAUUUCAGCAAGUGUAUGUUGUGCGCCUAAGGCCCAAUGGGCCAUUCAAAGGUUAUAUCUACAAAGCCCAUGUAGCCCAUUAGGCCUUUUUUUUUAAUCUCUGAAUUGGUUUGUCAGAGGAAUCGUAUACGACUCUCUUUUUACAAGCAAUUAUUAGUUUUUUUAAAAAUAUUUUUUAAAUGAGAAUGUUAAUUA
Messenger RNA from Tarenaya hassleriana, 1488 nucleotides. RefSeq names its product caffeoylshikimate esterase. Gene Ontology annotation, molecular function: lipase activity. Bases 71 to 1252 code for a protein of 393 amino acids. Gene Ontology annotation, cellular component: membrane. The record is from RefSeq and is a predicted model, not a curated record. Lineage: Eukaryota; Viridiplantae; Streptophyta; Magnoliopsida; Brassicales; Cleomaceae. The transcript has 7 exons.